Messenger RNA from Parathielavia appendiculata, 906 nucleotides. RefSeq lists its product as uncharacterized. The transcript is spliced from 6 exons. The record is from RefSeq and is a predicted model, not a curated record. Lineage: Eukaryota; Fungi; Ascomycota; Sordariomycetes; Sordariales; Chaetomiaceae. The coding region runs from base 1 to 906 and encodes 301 amino acids.
AUGCGUUCCGAUCAUACCUUCUCCAAUUUCCCAAACGAUAACGACCCUAUCUUUGUCUCGCUCGGCAUGGUAGUCCUAGACGAGAUUCGCUUCUCCAAUGUUACAAUCCUUUAUGACAUCGCGGGUGGCUCAGGCUUGUACAGGAGCGAUUUUCCCGAUUCCGUGGAACAGAUCAAUCCCUCCAGCCUGUCCACUCGAGGUCUCCUUGUGUAUCCGAGGGAUGGCUUCGGGGAGAGAAAGUUCCGAUAUACCACCCCUCCGCUGCAACCGACUCCUGCUGGCCUCUGCGGCUCACCACUACUCCGGUCCAAAUUUCAUUUUCUGGCUUCUCCGGAGCUGACGGCCACGUUUGCAGCCGACCUCGCUGGGCUCCGUGCUUCGGCCGGAGCCGCCUCGCUGCCACUCAUGGUCUGGGAGCAGCUCCAUCUGAGCUGCAACCCGGGGACCCAAAAUGAACAUCUCCAGGCCGCCAAGUCUCUGGACAUAUACUCGCACAAUCACCUCGAGUCUUGGCCUCGUUUGGCUCCGAUGACGGUGGCGGGCCAUCUCCGGAGUUUGACCACACAAAGAUCAAGAACAGGUGCUCCGAGUCUUGGAAUCCGGGUUGGGAAAACGUGGCGACGGCGCGUCGUGAUCCGCUGCGGUGAGCACGGCUGCGUAAUUGCCACAUUCCACGAACCAUGUCGUGUUGUGGAUGCCACCGACGCGGGAAAUGCAUUUCUUGGGGGCUUCGCAGUCACUCUUAGCAUUACGUCGGACCUUACCGAGGCCGCCAUUGCUGGUUCUGUCGCUGCGAGUUCUGUCAUUGAACAAAAUGUGGACCGGAGAGACAUUCUCAAGCCAAGGCUGAACCAUCUCGUGCCAUGCUCGAGACACCUGCCGAUGGACGGGGCUACCCUGAAGUGA